Messenger RNA from Uranotaenia lowii, 12568 nucleotides. Its product is annotated as myocyte-specific enhancer factor 2-like. Lineage: Eukaryota; Metazoa; Arthropoda; Insecta; Diptera; Culicidae. The transcript is spliced from 11 exons. The record is from RefSeq and is a predicted model, not a curated record. Gene Ontology annotation, molecular function: protein dimerization activity; DNA-binding transcription factor activity, RNA polymerase II-specific; RNA polymerase II cis-regulatory region sequence-specific DNA binding. Gene Ontology annotation, biological process: positive regulation of transcription by RNA polymerase II. The coding region runs from base 2746 to 4488 and encodes 580 amino acids.
ACAAAACCACCACGUUUGAAAACUCGCGGGGAAUGAAAAUAAAAAGUUAGCUUCUUGUGUUGGUUGAUAGUGGUGGUUUCGCGGCGGCUGAAAUCGCAGGAUUUUUUGGCAUUCUCUCGCCAAUAUCUGACACGGAACGCGGUUCGCAAAAGUUGGCUCCCGACCCAACAACAAUCGUCUUCGUCGUCGUCUGGUCCGAGAGUGUGCGGCGGUAAGUGGAAAAAGUUUUUGUGAUUAAAGAAUUAACAGCAGCAACAGUGAGUAGAAGUUCGACGGAAAUAUCGAAACGUCAGAUUGUGGGAAACCCGAAAAUUCCACCACAAACGGAUCGGAUUUGUUCCGUGAAAUUCUACAGUGCCCAGGUUCUCUCUGUUUCUCUGUUUUUGCUGGCGAGGAUCAAUUGCUGCGUGUGUUGUCAAGUGAACCUUUCUCUGAGCGGAUUGGUGUAGGUUCGUCCGUCUAGUCAAGUGGGUUGGCCAGUUUCGGUCCACAGAACUCGAUCGUCAUCAUCCGGGGUUCGGGAGUCCUAGAGUUGGUUCAUCGAGAACAUUCGGAUUCCGAUUCCCGAAACUUGCCUUGGUCUCGGGCGACGUCACUGGCUUAGCAGAACAAGUGUGGGGGUGCCGACACGUGAACACAUUCGGUCAUUUUAUUGGACGAAACGCAUCGGCAUAAGGAAGCGGCCAGCGGGAGGUCUCAAGAGAAUCUGCUUUUGGACCCAGACCUCCACUGGAAUAAACCUGCUGCGUGUCGCGAUCGACAGAGGAAAAAAACCGAAGAAGCGAAGCGUAGAGAAGAAGAAUAACAUCAACAGACAGAGGCAAAAAAACCAAUAAGAUUGUUGUCUCGCGUAUCAUUCAAGGAAGUAGUUGUCCGGACACUCGAAUUACGCGAGAAAGGAACAGCACCCGAAAAAGAAGUGUGUUUGUAAGCUGAGGUCCGUUUCAUCGCGCUUAAAUUGGGGACCGAGACUUGCGAGAGGUCUCCAAAAAACUGAACUGAAAGGAGAAAAACGACAGUGAUGUCUACUAGCGGGUAUCAUUAUUGUUAUUACUAUUAUUACUAGCGCACAAGCUGUUGUAGUUGUUUUUAUUGAUUGUGCGAAAAGUAAGCAAGCAAAACGAAGCACAGAAGGAAAAAAAAUUAGCGAAAACGCGAGCAAAAAUUGAUAGCAGAAUCAGUAGAGUGUAAAAGUGAUAAUAUUCAACGGGCCACGCCGAACAGCAGAAAAUCGAGACAACAGUCAGCUAAACCAGACCAACAGCCAGCAGCUCGUAAGAAAGACUUUUGCGAAGAGAAAAGACUAACCAGUUCUCCUGUGUUAAUAGCAAGCAGUAGUACACACGAUCCGGGUGUCACCCGUGUUAUAGGCGCGACCUCGCGUUCAAGAAAUCUGUUCAUCACCAUCCAGGCAUCAACUCAAGCCUGGGUCUCGGCGAUCAACAUCAAGGAAUGAUCCUCGCGCGUUUCUGAAGAAGAAAAGUGCAACAACACACUCUGAAUAGUAGGUUUCUCAGCUUAAGAGUUAAUACCCUAAAGGGGGUAUCCAACAUAACACAGAAUCAGAACCAGAAAACGACAACUCGACACGAGACGUGCGGGCAAAGAAGAAAUCAGAAGAAAUCUCGUGCUAAAUGAGUGUGUGUGCGUACGUUUGUAUGUGACUAGUAAGUAGUUGGUUCUGUUGAUCCCCCCGAAGUAAGUAUGCAAGAAUCGGAAUCGGCUCCUUCCACCAUGCCACCGCGAUAAUAAUGUGUUAAAAAGUUGUUUUGCCUGCCUGCUACUUCACUCGGCGUUUUUCGGUGGGCGGUGGUAGUGUUUGUCUUCUUGUCACUAUACUGAUAACACUGAUGAUGAUGACGAAGAGAAGAAUGACGGUACUAUACUAAUGAUGAUAUAAGAAGAUUGGUUUCGCUACACCAACGGGCUUCUAAAUUGAAUACAUGCGUCGUCGAACGUCGUACUCAGCAACAUUGCGGGAGAGCUAAGAAACGUCGACGUGAUCCUCUAAGGUAUUUUCCACAUAUCUAGUAAAGUUUGAUAAAAAUAAUAGCUUCUGGUAAAAGAUACUAAGACUAGAGCCUGCUGAAAGCUCACCGGAACAUCAGGCAGCAAGGAAGAACGUGACCAACGGAAUUCCGGUUGUUUUGAAUUGAAAUUUUCUGGUCCAAAGCUUUGAAGCAAAGAGAAACAAAAAGGGGGGUAGUGCAGUGUUUUUCACUCUCUGGAGCCACCAAAUGCCGGAGCCCAUUUGUUAUUCCAGUGUUUGAAUGUUCGUGGCUUCGUUUGCUUUUCGCAAAUACCCGACCGAGGUACGAAUGUUUCCGGGAAUGCUGGAAUUAGAGCCGGAGCAUUGAAAAAGGAAAAGAAAAAAGUGCUGUGAUCAAGUGUGGGUUGGUUGGGAAAAGUAAAGUGAGUGAUAUUUGCUAAUUCAUUUUCUUGGGUUAAGAUCGAGCGGCUGGGAAAUAAAUAAAGCUCAAGAAGGAUCCAUAUCAAGCGAAUUGUGUGAUUGUGGUCGACACAGAAAGGCGGAUGGUGUGGAGGGUGGAUUGAAUUGACCCCUCAAAGUGGCUGGCUGCUGCAAUUCAGGGGCAGUCCGGCAGAACUUGUGCUAAGCUGGAGACCUUAAAUUAGCUGGGAUUAAAUCGUGAAAAAUCAAAACCGCAGGCGAAGCAACAUCCACAACAACGACGUCGACAAAAACGGAAACCAAUAGGAGCAGGCAGUGGCAUUCGAGUAGCCAGGAUGGGCAGGAAAAAGAUUCAGAUCUCACGGAUAACGGACGAACGGAACCGACAGGUGACGUUCAACAAGCGGAAGUUCGGCGUGAUGAAGAAAGCGUACGAGCUGUCGGUGCUGUGUGACUGCGAAAUCGCCUUAAUCAUCUUCAGCAGUAGCAACAAACUGUAUCAGUAUGCGAGCACAGACAUGGACAAGGUGCUGCUAAAAUAUACGGAAUAUAACGAACCGCACGAGUCCCUCACCAAUAAAAACAUCAUCGAGUUGCAGGUAAACGCACAGAAGGAGAACAAGAACGGCACGAUGAGUCCGGACUCGCCGGAACCGGAAGAGAGCUACACCCUGACGCCGAGGACCGAGGCCAAGUACAACAAAAUCGACGAGGACUUUCAGAUCAUGAUGCAGCGGAAUCAGCAGCUUUCGUCCGGAGGCCGGGUCAAUAUGGCCGGUAAUAGCUACUCGCUGCCGGUUUCGGUGCCGGUCAUCGGAACCUACAAUGACAGCGGCAUGAUGCAGAACAGCCCCCAGAUGGCACACAAUAGUAUUAGCCCGCGACCUUCCAGCUCCGAGACGGAUUCCGUGUACCCUGCCGGUGGAAUGCUCGAAAUGUCCAACGGUUACCCCCACUCGACGUCACCCCUAGGAGGAUCGCCCAGUCCCGGACCUAGCCCAGGUAUAGGCAGUCACCAUCAACAACAACAGCAACAGCAACAACAUCAACAUCAGCAGCAACAACAGCAACAGCACCACCACAAUAACAAUGCUAGUAAUGCUAAUGCUAACGCUAACAACAACCACAAUCACCACCAUCAUCACCAUAACAAGAUGCAACACCCAUCGUUAAAACAGAGCUCACCGGGAAGUUCCAGCGCACGGUCAUCGAACCUGAGGGUAGUGAUACCGACGCCAAUGAAUCCGACCCUCAACACUGAUGACAUUUCCUACGUCGAGCACUCCCGGCAGCAGGGCAACCUCAACACCCCGGUCGUGGCGCUGCAGACGCCUAUCGGCCUGUCCAACUACACGACGACGCUCGGUUCCUUCGGCGCUCAGGACUUUUCGCUCAACUCGGAUCUGAGUAUGAUCGCGUCGUGGGGCGCCGCGGCGGCCAACAACGCCCAGGCGGCCCAGAGCGCGAUGAACUCCCUCGGACAGCACUCGAGAAUCCUUUUCAGCAGCGGUUUGCCCCAUUUGGCGGUCUCGAACAGCACACCUCCGCCCUCGACGUCGCCCCUCUCGGUCAAGAUCAAGGCGGAACCGAUUUCACCCCCCCGGGAACAUCACUCAUCAUCCUCGUCCCACCAUCAUCACCAUCAUCAUCACAGCAGUAGUUUAAGUGCGGGUGGUGGUGGCGGCGGCGGCGGAGGCGGAGGAGGUGGCGGUGGGGGAAAUGGUGGUGCGAACAAUGGCGCCGGUCAAAACGGAAACGGAAACCAGCUGGGAUCGCUCGGGUCGAUGGGGGGAGGAGGAGGGCACAGCAGUAAUUCGUCGGUGACGCUCGGGAGCAGCUUGAACCACUCGCAUCUGAUACAUUCGAGGCCUUCGUCGACGGGACACCUGACGCCGACACCGGGUUCCCCUCUCUUUCUAGGCUCGGUCACACCCACCAAUGCACCUUCGCCGGUGGACAUCCGGCACAUAAGCGUGAGCGGUGGCGGCGGCGGUGGCCAUCUACCCGACUACGAUUCUCCGGUAUCCGCCUCGACCGCCCCCAAACGGCCCCGAAUAUCCGAGGGAUGGGCCACAUAGCCCUCGAAGGGGUCGGGCAGCUCUUCCGUGGGCGGGAUGGUGGGCGUCAGCGUGAAUGGUCAGUCUUUCGGCUUGGACGACAACUCGAACCAGAUACAGUCGGCGGCGGCGGCCUUCGGUGAGAACGAUUUCGUGCGGAAGUUGCAACAACAGCAGCAGCAACAACGGGGGACAUCCUCACAACAUCUCCAUCCAUUCUAUCACAGUGCCAGUGUGAAUAGUAAUAGCAACAGUAAUCACAGCAGUAUCGGAGGAUAUCCCAGUCAGUGCACUUCCCCUUACAAUGGUAACGGACAUCACCAGUCGCCGUCGCCGGUGGCCGUCUCCGGAAUGAUUGGCGGGGGCCAUUUGCUGAAUCAACAGCAGCAGCAACAGCAACAUUACUAAGUCGAGAAGACGAAAGAGAAGCAUGUGUUUGACAAGAAGUGUGCUAUACAGUAAAUUUGAAGAAGGAAGGGAGAGCAGAAUUGUGAUUUAUCAGUCACCUGAAUCAUCUGAUGAGAUUUCUUACAACAAAACCCAACAAACAAACAGUAACGGAAGCGGUUUGAAUGUUUCGUCGAUCGUGUGCUUGUGGAUUUAAGCGAGGACCUUUGCGGUCCUCCGGAGGAUGACUAUAAGUAGAGUUAUAGAAGGAGCAACUGCUAGUUUCAGUUGUCAGUUUUUUUUCUGGAUGCGUGUGAUUGUGACAAUGACAUCAACUUAAAUUAUUUAGGUUUUGUACAUAACCCGGAGGUAUGCGGUAAGAGGUUUAGUAAGGAAGCAAAGUUUCUUUUCAGUUAUAGACUAGGAUUUAGUUGACCUAAAGAUUAAUAUAAACAAGAAAAAAGAAAUAUGGUUUUCUCUUUAAAUAAGUGCAAUAAUAUCUAGUUUUCGGAACGAUAUGGUUGAAAAAACCAACAAACUCAAACAAGAAAACAAAAUCCGAGUCAAUUUUUCGACACAGUUGAAUAACGGUCGUUUAAAAUUGUGUUACAGAACAGAAAUUAUCCAAAACUUGUAGUCAAAGCAAAGUGCAAGUGAAAAAAAAAAACAACAAAGGUGCGUAUCAUUAGCUACUAAAUGCGUAGACGGAAGAGUGCAAAUGCAAAGCUAGAAACUCGGGAAUAACCUCGAACUACAGCCAUAUAAAAGUGGGAGUUCGGUGUUUCCCGUUCAGGGAAACAAAAAGAAAAAAAACAAGUCAGCAGUCAUCUUAAAAAUAUUGAGUUUCUCGUCCAAAAGGAGCGAGCGCAAAAAAAAAAACGCAAAAUAGAUCUUUUUGUAUUUAUGUGAAUUGACCAGCAACUAAAAGCCAAUUGAUGUUUUCGGAUUCCGGAUCUCCUUUUUGCUACCUAUGUUAAUUGUGUCUCCGCGCCAGAAAAUUGGUCUGAUUGUGUCGGGAAAAAAAAGGCCGCGCUAAUUGUUGACGAUGUUCAGUGUUGAGAAUGAUGAUGUUGAAUCCUGAAACCAAGAAUUGAUGUUUGAUUGUUGUUGUUUUUCCCAAUAAUGGUGAUCGUUUGAAUGCAGUCUCAAAAAUAUGUUAUUUCGAAGAAAUCAAGCCAGUAUGGUUGAAGUACGAAAUUUGGUGGAAUUCGGAUCUGUUACGGAUUUUUACUACAAUAGUUGACGUCUGAAGGGGAUGAAAAUUUGCUAGUAUAAUCACCAAAUUUAUGAUGAAUUUCGAUCAACAGCCAAUUCGAUUUCCUAUUUACUAAUAUGAGUUUUGAUUCCUAAUUUUUAAUUUCAGAAUUCUGAAUAUUAAUAGUUGAUAUUAAGCUCUAAAUUUUAAAUUCUGAAUUCCUAUUCUAAAAGCUUAGUUUUGAAUUCUUAGUUCAGAAUUUUGAAAUCUGACCUCCAAGUUCUGAAUUCUGAAUUUCGAGUUCUGAAAUCUGAAUUCUGAGUUUAAAGUACUAUUCCUCUACUUCAUGCUCUGAAUUAUAAAUUCAGACUUCUGACAUUCUUUGAACAGAAAACUCAGAACUGAGUACUCAGAACAGCUCUGAAUCUUAAGUUCUGAACUAGACAUUUUAAUUUUUCUUAGUUUUCAAUUUUGGGUUCUGAUUUGUUGGUUAGAAAUUUUAAAAUCAAAGACUUAAGUUCUGGUUUCCAUAUUCUUAGUUCUGAUUCCUAUUCUGAGAUCCAAAUUCUGGAUCUGUUUUCUUGAUUAUGAGAUUUUCAUUCAAAUUUUAAACUCCGAGUUCUGAAUUUUCUGUUCAAAACUUUGAGUUUGAGUUCUGAGUUGUGAGUUCUGAGUUGUAAGUUUUGGAUUUAGCGUUAUGAAUUUUGAAUUUUGUACUCUUUGUUCUAAACGUUUCUGAACACAAUCGCCAAAAUUAUGGGUCCUAUUACAUAAGACGAGUCACGAGUCAUUUUACUCGAGUGAGCCAUUUUUGUAUUACAGUAGUCGAGUCGAGUCGAAUUUCAGUCGAGUAGCUCGACUGAGUCGACUGCUUGAAGGUUCGUGACUCAACUGUUUCACUCGACUACCGUAAUACGACACUUCGCUAGGCUCGACAGUGACUGGAGUCGAGUCGAGCUACUCGACUCGUCUUAUGUAAUAGGGCCCUAUGAUGAAUUUCGAUCGACAGUCAAUUCCAUAUUCUUAAUUCCUAAUGAGUUUUGAAUUCAAAUUUAAAAUUUCCGAAUUCUGAAUACUAAUACUAAUAGUUGGUAUUAAGCUCUAAAUUUGAAAUUCUGGAUACUCAAUCUUAAAGCUCAGUUUUGAGUUCUAAGUUCAGAAUUGUAAAAUCUGACCUCUAAGUUCUGAAUUCUGAAUUUAGAGUUCUGAAAUCUAAAUUCUGAGUUCAAAGCCAAGAGUAGUGAAUUCCAAACUCUGAAUUCUGACUACUGACAUUCUUUGAGUGGAAAAACUAAGAAUUCAAAACAGCACUGAAUUUUAAGUUCAUAGCUAAACAUUUUAAUUUCUGAGGUCGGAAUUAUAAGUUCUGAUCUGUUAGUUUAUUUUUUUUAAAUCAAAGACUGGUUUCCAUAUACUGAGUUCUGAUUCCUAUUCUGAGUUCCAAAUUUUGGAUCUGUUUUUCUUAAUUUCGAAAUUUGCAUUCAAAAUUCUUAAAUACUAAAUUUUGAGUUUGAUACUUUGAGAUUACAACUCUGAGUUGUGAAUUUUGAGUUUCAAAUACUAGAUUCUAAAUUCUGAUUUUAAUUUUUAGUUCUGAAGCUUAAUCUGAGCUUAAUGAAGUUAAGCGUUAUGAAUUUUAAAUUGUCAAUCCUUAGUUCUAAACUAUUCUGGAUACAGAAGUCAAUUUGAAAUUUUCUUUUCUGAGUUUAGAAUUUAAAGAUAAUAAUUAUGAGUUUGAAAUCUUCAAAUUUGAGAUCUUAGCAGAGUUCAUAAUUCUGAGUUUGAGAUCUUCAAAUAUGUUCUAGGUUCUGAGUUCCAAAUUUUGAGUUCGUAUUUCAGAAUUCUGAUUUUUAUUCUGGAAUCUGGAUUCUGAGUUAUGAAUCUGAUUUCAAUUUACAAUUUCGCAUUCAGAGUUCUAAACUUCUGAAUUUUUAGUUCAAAAUUUCGAAAUUUGAAUUUAGAGUUUCGAGCUCUGAGCUAUUAUUUUCUGAGUUCUGGAUACUGGAUUCCGAAUUUUGAUUCGUAAAUUCAAGUUCUGAGAAUUUCGAGUUGAGAAUUUUGUGUUAUGAAUUUUGAGUUUUGAACUUAAAUACUUAAUUUGUAGAUCAAUGAGCUCUUCGGUUUCGAAAUUCGGAAUUCUGAAUCCCAAGUUCAGAGUUAGAUAUUCUAAUUUCUGAGUUUUGAAUUUUGAGUUCCGAUUUGUUAGUUCCAAAUUUUCAAAUCAAAGACUUCAGUUCUGGUUUCGAUAUUAUGAACUCUGAUUCUUAUUCUGAAUUCCAAAUUCUGGAUCUGUUUUCUUGAUUUUGAUAUUAGCUUUCGAAAUUUUAUACUUUGAGUACUAAAUUUUGAGUUCAAAACAUUGAGAUCUGAAUUCUGAGUUGUGAAUUUUGAAUUUUGAAUGCUGGAUUCUGAAUUCUGAUUUUUAUUUUAAGUUCUAACUUUUGGCAUUAAAGCUUGAAUUUAGCGUUAUGAAUUUUGAAUUUUGAACACUUAGUUCUAAACUUUUCUGAAAACAAAAGUCUGAACUAGGAAUUCUGAAAAGCAGUUCUGAGUUAGAAAUUUUCCUUUGUGAGUUUCGUAUUUAUAGUUAAAAUUUCGAGUUUUAAAUCAAAUUUUAGAUUAUAGGUCUAGGUUCCAAAUUUUUAGUUAUUAUUUCUGAAGUCUUAGUUUUAAAUUCUGGAAUCUUCAAUCUUCAUUAUGAAUCUUAUUUGUUGAUUUCUAAUUUUGCAUUCAGAAUUCUAAACUUUCAAAUUGAAUUGAGAGUUUUGAGCUCUGAGCUAUUAAUUCUGAGUCCUGAAUUUCGAUUUGUAAAUUCAAGUUCUGAGUUUUAAAUUUCGAGUUCCAAUUUUUGUGUUAUAAAUUUUGAGUUUAAAACCUAAAUUCUCAAUUUUUAGAUUCAUGAGCUCUUCGGCUUUAAAAUUCUGGGUUCUGAAUUUGAAAUUCUGAGUACUGAGCUCUUUGUUUCGAGUUCUCAAUUAUUUGUUCCUGAGAUCCAUGUUCUAUGUUCUAAAUUCUGAAUUGUUAAUAUGCGUUCUAAGUUCUAAAUGUUGUGUACUGAAUUAUGAGUUUCCGAAUUUGGAGUUCUGACAUUUCUGAUUUCUUAAUUUUCAUAUUUGAACUCUGAUUUAUGAGGUACUAAUUUGAGUUCAGAGCUCCGAGCAUGCAUUAAAAGUUCCAAAUCACGAGUUUUGAAUUCUGAGUUCAAAAACCAAGUGCUGAGUUCUAAAUAAGAAUUCUGAAUUCAGUGUUUUUGAGUUCCAAAUUCUUAGUUCUUAUUUUUCAACUAUGAAUUCUAAAUGAUGGAUUUUAGUUCUGAAUUAUGAGUUUUUUUUAGUCUGAAUUUUGAAUCCAUUUUGCAUUCAGAUUUCCAAAUUUUCCGUUCAAACUUUUAUUUGAAUUCAGAUUUUUGAGCUGUAAGCUACUUUUUUUUUUUUUAAUAGAUCUUGAAUUUGGUUUGUAAAUUCAAGUUCUGAGUUUUCAAUCUCGAGUUCCGAAUUCUGUGUUAUGAAUUUCGAGUUUUGAACUUGAAUUCCCAAUUUUUAGAUUAAUGAGCUCUUUGGCUUCAAAAUCCUGAGUUCUGAAUUUGAAAAUCUGAGUACUGAGCACUUUGUUUUGAGUUCUUAAUUAUUUAUUCUAAAUUCUGAGUUAUGAGUUCUAAAUUCUAAAUGUUGAGUACUGUUUUCUGAGUUUCCGAAUUUGGAUGUCUGACAUUUCUGAUUUCUUAAUUUGCAUAUCUGAACUCUGAUUUGUGAGGUAUUAAUUUCAGUUCAGAGCUCCGAGCAUGCAUUAAGAGUUCCAAAUCACGAGUUUUGAAUUCUGAGUUCUAAAAUUCAAGUUCUGAGUUCUAAGCAAGAGUUCUGAAUUUAGUGUUUUUGAGUUCUAAAUUCUGAGUUCUCUAUUCUGAGUUCUGGGUUCUUAAUUCUGAAUUUCUUAACUAUGAGUUAUAAAUUUGAGUGCUGGAUUUUAGUUCUGAAUUCAAAGAUUUAUAAACCUAUAUUUUUAGUUUUGAAUUUAUAAUCCUGAGAUUCUUAGUCACAUUUCUGGGUGCUGAGUUCCUAAUUGAGCGUCAUGAGUUUGGAACUCUGAGUUUUUAAUGAUCGGACUUUUGAGUUUUGAGCUUUUGUUACCUAGUUCUGAGUUCUGAUUUUUGGGUUCUGAAUUUUCUCAAUUUGAAGUUUUAAUUAUGAGUUUUUUUUUCAUUCAGAAUGUCUUGUUCUUUGUUAUUUAACUGAGUUCUUUCUCUGAGCUCUGGAUUACAAGCUUUGAAACAUGAAUUCUUAAGACUGAAUUAAGAGUUCUUAUUUUUAACUUUUGAUUCUAGAUUCCUGAUUCCAAUUUUUGAAUCCAAAUUCGGAACAUGAUUUAUUUAUCUGAAUUCUGAAAUCUUAAUCUUAAUGCCGAUAAAAGGCAUGAUGUUUCGAUUUUAAUUUUUCAGUAUUUUCCGAGGUUCAGUGAUUUCAACUAAAUGGCCUGUAUUCUCGUUUCUUCAUUCUUAAUUAUUUGGGAAAAAUUGGAUGCUGAUCGCCAUCAAAAUCUAGAUUUUUGUUUAGCAAAACUUCAGUCUGAUUUUUCAAUUUUUCUGGAUUAUUAAAGAUCGGACUUUGAGUUGUGAACUUUCAUUACCUAGUUCUGAGUUCUGACUUUUGCGUACUGAAAUUUCUGAAUUUGAAGUUUUAAUUUUGAGUUUUCCACUUAGAAUGUCUGGUUUAGAAUUUAUGAGUUCCUUAUCUGAGUUCUGGAAUACAAGCUUGGGAACAUGAAUUCUUAAGACUGAAUUUAGAGUUCUUAGUUUUAAUUUUUGAUUCCAAUUUUUGAAUCCAAAUUCUGAACAUGAUUUAUUUAUCUGAAUUCUGAAAUCUUAAUCUUAAUGUCGAAAAAAGGCCCUAGGUUUCGGUUUUUAUUUUCAAUAUUUUUUCGAGGUUCAUUUAUAAUUUCAAUUUUAUGGCCUGUUUUCUCGUAUCUUCAUUCUUCAUUAUUUUGGAAAAAAUGGAUGUUAAUCGUCAUCAGAAUCUAGAUUUUGGUUAAGCAAAAUUUCAGUCAGAUUUUUCAAUCACAAACUUCAGUAUUACUGAAUGGCAUAAAACGAUUUCCGAUUGUUUUCACAAAUAAAAAGUUGAGCAAAUGAUACUCAUUAGUAUGGUUAGACAAAGAUUGUCAGUCAGUCGGUGAUAUGUCUCUCUCAGAGAUUUCCUGGAUUUAGUCGCCCUCCCUCAGGCGAUCCAACAUAUCAGUUGCCAUUGCGAGGUCCCAGAAUGGGAGAUAAAACGGAUAGCUAUUUAAACAGAUCUUCAAUCCAAACAGUAAUCAGAACACUUGCAAACAGUCAGCAACAAGAAAAAGAUGGCGAAAGAUGAAACACUGAAAAAUAAACUAAAAUAAAACUAAGUGAAACAUAGUUUGUGUGCCAUUAAUAGGAUUACUUACAGAACGAUACAUAUAACAGAGGAAAGAAAAAACCGUAUCUAUAUAUUUAGCGAUGAGACAAAAACCGAGUUGGAGAGAGAGUUUAAAAAACAAAUGUAUAUUUUUCCACCCUUAAAAAAUCAAACCGACCUAAUGCUAGUUUUUCUCACUGUUGAGUUGAACGAUUUUUUCCGUUCAAUUUUGUCAACCAAUGUUGGAGAUGAAAAAGGAAUUUCCUUUCGAGAAAAGAAAGUGGAGGAAUCAAUUAGACAAAUUUUAUUCUAUUCUACUACUGCGACCCUAUUAAAAAUUAGAUUGUUUUCUAUUUCCUUUGUAGCUGAAAAAAAAGUUAGAUCUAAAAGUCCUGUAUGUAUUAUUCACAUCUGAAGGAAAUGAAAAAAAAAAAUCAUAUUCGUUUUUGAUUUUCGCUGUUCCUCGUUUAUCUAUUUUUGUAAAAUUUGAGUAGAGCGUAUAGUGGGAUGAAAAAAAAAACGUUAGAAAAAUCCAUUCAGUCAAAGAAUCCCAUCAAUCCGGAAAAUACCGGAAGCGUAGCGUUAGAGGGAGCUUAAAGUAAAUGAAUUGAUUGCAUGUCCUUAGGAGACGUAUAAAAAAAUCAUGAUAUUUAUUUAACGGAACAAAGAUCUUAACCUUAUGUUUGUUUGCGGUUUUUUCUGUUUUUUGGAUUUUGUGCUUGAAGUUAAUAGGUGAGAGAAGUUGUGAAGUAAUUUAGCUAAAAAAAAUGUACAUUACAUAAACUGGUCAGCUUAAACGAUAGACAAAACAACAGCUACUACAGUGAUAAGUUGAAAAAAAAAAACUGUCACCCAUACACAGGCAAGUUUUAGCUGCAGAUUCCAAAUGUUGAAAUUAUGAAGAAAUAAUAACACACAAAAACAUACAAAGUGACGAGUAAACUCAGACACUUGAAAAACAAAAAUUCUUGAUCAUUGAUUGGAACGAAUCAAUUAUAUAUUAGAAAAAAAAAACAAAACAAACGUAAGCUGACUUCCUGUUUAGUCGAUUAGUUGUCCUUUUAGUUUAAAUUUCCUUCUUUUCCAGUCAAUAGUUUUACGAACAUUACACUUUAAAAUGAAUAAAAGAUGACUUUUACAAUGA